Molecule: messenger RNA, 1089 nt
Organism: Paramuricea clavata
Lineage: Eukaryota; Metazoa; Cnidaria; Anthozoa; Malacalcyonacea; Plexauridae
Source: the annotation of a GenBank genome assembly
AUGAAAAAAACCAAAGUCAUGUUCUUCCAAAAACUAUCAAAUAAACAACCCACACCAAAUUUUCAAAUUGAGAACAAAGUUCUCCAAGUGACUCAAGAAUACAACUACCUAGGACUUAGCCUCUCACCUAACGGAAAGUAUACUUUAGCAGUUAAACAACUUGCUGACAAAGCUCAUCGUGCCAUGAACUCCACAAGGAAAAAACUUGAUAUUUGCAGGCUACCCCCAAAUCUAGCAGUCAAAAUAUUUGAUAGCAUAAAUUCGCCUAUUCUUCUAUACAACUCCGAGGUGUGGGGCGCUUUUGCAAACCAUGACCUCAACAAAUGGGACCAAUCCCCAACUGAAAAAAUACACUCGAAAUUUUGUAAAAUUUACCUUGGUGUAAAUCGCAAAGCAACUAACAUAGCAAGCAGAGGUGAAAUGGGAAAAUUCUCACUACUGAUUGCUAUUCUCAAAAGACUUAUGAAAUACAUAGUACACAUCAACACCCUACCCGAUUAUACCAUUGUAAAGCAAGCGUUUCUUCUUUCUAAGGACUUGUUUCUAGACAACAAACCAAGUUUCUACUCCAAUGUAAUGCACUUAAUUAAAAAUUAUGCAAGUUCCACAGACGAACUCAAUGACUUAGAACUCACAACAAACUCACAUCUACGUCAAUACGUAGAAAACGCCAAAGUCAAAUACACCAACUUUCGGAAACAUAAAUUAAACAACAGUUCCAAACUAGAUUUCUACAAAAAAUUCAAAACCGACUACAAACUAGAAGAAUACCUUACAAACACAAAAAACCAACCACAAAGAAGAGCACUUAGCCAAUUCCGCAUAAGUUGCCAUAAACUUAAUGUUGAAUGUGGCCGUUACCACAAUGUGCCUCGUGAGCAACGGCUGUGCGAGUUUUGUGACAUGGGUGAAGUUGAAGACGAAUGUCAUUUUGCCCUAUUUUGCAAAUAUUACACAAAUGAUAGAAAAAUUUUAAAUGAAAAACUGCGAUUAGAAUUUACGACAAAACUAGACUGUCAUGAUGAUCUUCAAUCCAUCAUGUCAUCUAGUGACCCAAAACUGUUAAAUGUAUUUUCGAAUACAUCCUGA